Molecule: messenger RNA, 3334 nt
Organism: Nipponia nippon (crested ibis)
Lineage: Eukaryota; Metazoa; Chordata; Aves; Pelecaniformes; Threskiornithidae
Source: RefSeq, a predicted model, not a curated record
ACGCCAAAAGUCUUCUAGCCUCUGAGAAUGUGAGCACUGGCCAAAAGUUGGACUUUCCAGAUACAAUGGUACAGCAGAAGCUGGAUGAAGCAAAGGACCAAAUCAAGCGGGAAAUAAGGAAGGAACUUAAAAUCAAGGAGGGAGCAGAGAACCUCAGGAAGGUCACAACGGAUAAAAAGAACUUGGCAUAUGUGGACAACAUUUUGAAAAAAUCAAAUAAGAAGUUAGAAGACUUGCAUCAUAAGUUACAGGAGUUAAAUGCACACAUUGUUGUAACGGAUCCAGAAGAUGUUGCAGAUUGUCCUAGGACUCCUGAUACUCCAAAUAGCGAUCCUCGUUUUUCUACUAACAACAGAUUGAUGGCCUUAAAGAAGCAAUUGGAUAUAGAACUGAAGGUAAAACAGGGAGCAGAAAAUAUGAUACAGAUGUACUCCAAUGGCUCUUCAAAGGAUCGAAAACUUCUUGCCACAGCUCAGCAGAUGCUCCAGGACAGCAAGACAAAAAUAGAAGUUAUAAGGAUGCAGAUUCUUCAGGCAGUCCAGACCAAUGAAUUGGCUUUUGAUAACGCAAAACCUGUGAUAAGCCCUCUUGAACUCCGAAUGGAAGAAUUACGACAUCAUUUUAGGAUAGAGUACGCUGUAGCAGAAGGUGCAAAAAAUGUGAUGAAAUUACUUGGAUCUGGGAAAGUUACCGACAGAAAGGCACUUUCAGAAGCACAAGCAAGAUUUAAUGAAUCAAGCCAGAAGCUGGACCUCCUGAAGUAUUCACUGGAACAGAGAUUGAAUGAACUUCCUAAAAACCAUCCCAAAAGCAGUAUUAUUAUAGAGGAGCUUUCAUUGGUCUCUUCACCCACAUUAAGUCCUCGUCAAAGUGUAAUAUCCACUCAAAACCAGUAUAGUACACUGUCCAAACCAGCAGCUUUAACAGGUACCCUGGAAGUUAGGCUGAUGGGCUGCCAAGAUAUUUUGGAAAAUGUCCCUGGUCGAUCAAAAGCCACAUCGAUUACGCUACCUGGUUGGAGUCCAAAUGAAGCCAGAACAUCUUUCAUGAGCAGAACCAGUAAAAGUAAAAGUGGGAGUAGUAGGAACCUUCUGAAAACUGAUGACUUGUCCAAUGAAGUCUGUGCUGUACUGAAGCUGGAUAACACUGUGGUUGGUCAAACUAGCUGGAAACCUAUUUCCAAUCAGUCAUGGGAUCAGAAAUUUACACUGGAACUAGACAGGUCACGUGAAUUAGAAAUCUCUGUUUAUUGGCGUGACUGGAGAUCUUUGUGUGCAGUAAAGUUUCUGAGGUUGGAGGACUUCCUGGAUAACCAACGGCAUGGCAUGUGUCUCUAUCUUGAACCCCAGGGCACUCUGUUUGCAGAGGUUACGUUUUUUAAUCCAGUUAUUGAAAGAAGACCAAAACUCCAGAGGCAGAAGAAAAUUUUUUCAAAACAGCAAGGCAAAACAUUUCUCAGAGCUCCUCAAAUGAAUAUUAAUAUUGCCACUUGGGGAAGGCUGGUGAGAAGAGCUAUUCCUACAGUAAAUCACUCUGGCACCUUCAGCCCUCAAGCAUCAGUGCCUGCUACUGGGCCAGUGGUUGAUGCACACAUUUCUGAACUAACACUGCCAGCCAGUGACUCUCCUGUAGCCAAAUUGGACUUUGAACUUGAGCCUGAGCCUCCGCCUGCUCCACCCCGUGCAUCUUCCCUUGGGGAAAUAUGUGAAUCUUCCUCUGAGAUAAAGGCUCCUGAUGUGCCGUCUCAGGAUGAAGUAACAACUUUCGAUUUUGAAAAUGGCAGAAAUAGCAUUGUCCCAAAACUCCAGCCUGAAAUAAUCUGUGAGCCUGACGCUGCCCAUUCAGACAUAAAAUACACCAACACCCGAGAGCCUGAAGAUAGAAGAUCACAACAAAGAUUUCAAUUCAAUCUGAAGGAUUUCAGAUGUUGUGCUGUACUGGGCAGAGGACAUUUUGGAAAGGUGCUGUUGGCAGAGUACAAAAACACAAACGAGAUGUUUGCUAUUAAAGCCUUAAAGAAAGGAGAUAUUGUCGCUCGUGAUGAAGUAGACAGCUUGAUGUGUGAAAAGCGAAUAUUUGAAACUGUGAAUAGUGUAAGACAUCCCUUCUUGGUGAACCUUUUUGCUUGUUUCCAAACCAAAGAUCACGUUUGCUUUGUAAUGGAAUAUGCUGCUGGUGGGGACCUGAUGAUGCACAUCCAUACUGAUGUCUUCUCUGAACCAAGAGCAGUAUUCUAUGCUGCAUGCGUGGUUCUUGGACUUCAGUAUUUACAUGAACACAAAAUAGUAUAUAGAGAUUUGAAGUUGGAUAACUUAUUGCUGGACACAGAAGGCUUCGUGAAAAUUGCUGACUUUGGUCUUUGCAAAGAAGGAAUGGGAUUUGGAGACAGAACAAGCACAUUCUGUGGCACACCGGAAUUUCUUGCUCCAGAGGUGCUGACAGAAACUUCCUAUACAAGAGCUGUAGACUGGUGGGGUCUUGGUGUACUUAUCUAUGAGAUGCUAGUGGGUGAGUCUCCCUUCCCCGGAGAUGAUGAAGAAGAGGUGUUUGACAGCAUUGUAAAUGAUGAAGUAAGAUAUCCACGAUUUCUGUCUACAGAAGCCAUCUCUAUAAUGAGACGGCUGCUACGAAGGAACCCGGAGCGGCGUCUUGGAGCUGGAGAGAAAGAUGCUGAGGAUGUGAAAAAGCAUCACUUCUUCAGGCUAAUAGAUUGGAAUACUUUACUGGCCAAGAAAGUGAAGCCUCCUUUUGUACCCACCAUUAGAGGACGAGAAGACGUUAGUAAUUUUGAUGACGAAUUUACCUCUGAAGCACCUAUCCUCACUCCACCUCGGGAACCAAGGAUACUGUCAGAAGAAGAGCAGGAAAUGUUCAGAGAUUUUGAUUACAUUGCUGAUUGGUGUUAACUUCCAGACACUGUGAAACCCCAGCUGACUGGCUCACAAGAAUGCCUCUCUCGGAAGAAGACCGACCCUUCAAUUGCUCUCUGUGCCACCUGUAGCUUCUGGGUUUUUUUUACAUCACAUGAAGAUCCUUUUAAGUACUGUUUUAACACUCUUGUGAAGAGUGGCCUCUUUGUAUAUUGUUUUUUAUCUGAGCACUGGAAAGCAGUUCUUGAGCUGAGUUGGUGAACCCAGGCUGUACUAAGCUUCCCACACAUGAGCACACGUGGAUCCGUACUGUUUCUCUCACUCCUCUACAGCAGAUAACAUCACUUUUUUAAACUAUCUGCCUUAAGUGGGAAAAGCAGACUUUGAGCUAGGUAAUCACUUCUCUCUACUCAGCCACGUUGAAAUAGAAGUUUGGGAUACUGAUGACACUCACGCAGAACAUG